Molecule: messenger RNA, 663 nt
Organism: Loxodonta africana (African savanna elephant)
Lineage: Eukaryota; Metazoa; Chordata; Mammalia; Proboscidea; Elephantidae
Product: tetrapeptide repeat homeobox protein 2-like
Exons: 3
Coding region: 1-663 (220 amino acids)
Biological process (GO): regulation of transcription by RNA polymerase II
Cellular component (GO): nucleus
Molecular function (GO): DNA-binding transcription factor activity, RNA polymerase II-specific; RNA polymerase II cis-regulatory region sequence-specific DNA binding
Source: RefSeq, a predicted model, not a curated record
AUGCUGAAGCCGCAGUAUCUCCCUGACUCCGCGACAGCCCAGGACCCCCCGCGGAGGCAGCGCCAGGAGCGCACCGUCUACACCCCGGAGCAGCGACGGGAGCUGCAGGCUCAUUUCGAGAAGAACAGAUACCCGGACUAUGAGGAGCGGAAGGCCCUGGCCGAAAAGCUCCAUCUGCGGGAGCACAAAGUGCAGGUGUGGUUCAAGAACCGCCGGGCCAAAUACGCUCGACAGCAGCGACAGCAGCAACUGCAGGGAUUACAGGGCCGGGAAGGCCGACGGGCCCGGGACAUGUGCCCCCCAGCCUGUGGGCGUCCGGCCUUCUCAGGGGGUCCCGGUGUCUGCACUCCCCCUCCACUCAGCAGUCCCUUGGCCAUCUUCCCAGAAGUAGAUCCCGUGGGUUCCAGCCCUGGGCAGGCCUGCGGGACCCCUGCACAGGGCGCCCAAAGGGGUGCCCCAGGCCCAGCCCCAGCCUGCGCCCAGGACCCCUGCGCCGCGGGCUUUUCGCCAGACCCCGCUUCCUGCCCUGAUUUCACGGGGCUCUUCUCAUAUCAGGGACCCUUUGGGGAGCCCUCCUUCAACUCCACGAUGUCUGAGUACCAAGCAGGCACUGACUUUGUGGACCAGAACCACGCGGACUACACGAACCUACUGAGUUUAUAG